Molecule: messenger RNA, 1691 nt
Organism: Pezoporus occidentalis (night parrot)
Lineage: Eukaryota; Metazoa; Chordata; Aves; Psittaciformes; Psittacidae
Gene: RNF128
Product: ring finger protein 128
Exons: 7
Coding region: 361-1278 (305 amino acids)
Source: RefSeq, a predicted model, not a curated record
GACGUUAGUGUUGAAACAGGAGCAGGGGGCUCGAGCUGUCCCUUAGGAAGCAUUAUCAGAGCUAGAAUUUGUGCAGAAUGGGAGGGAAGGGUGUGGAGAAAGAUUCUUCAUGAGAAAGGAGCAGGAAGUCAGAGCUGAACGUCCUUCAGUCUGUGUCUGGACUUCACAACAGGCAGGUGUGUCACUUGUGUCUGCUCCCAGCCUCCACUCCAGAUAAGUUCACUGACACCUUGAGGACUCACCUGGGUGGUGUCAAGUUCCUGUUGGAACAGAAACGUCAAACCCUCGGCAGACUGUGAGCCGAGGACUGUCGCCACCAGAAGCAAAUAUCUGUAGACGUCUGCAUUUUGUGAAUCAGCAAUGAAGCAAGUGGAGAAGUUCAUUUUUUUCUGCCACCUGAUGGUUGUCAGUAUUCUAUUUAAGACUACAGAAGCGUUUUCUGUGCGUGCUUCUCUAAGUUUAUUCUAUUUCGACACCACUAGCAACAAGUCUGUGUCCGACCACUGCGUAUGUGGACUGUACGGAUUAAAUUCGCCUCUACUUAGUGCUCAGGGGCUUGUGGGCAUUCCUGUGUCUGAUAAUCUUGAAGCCUGUGAUGCAAAUACCCGCUUCACCGUCACAAAACCACCGUGGAUAGCACUGAUUGAGAGAGGCAAUUGCAGUUUUACUGAAAAAAUUCAAGUGGCAACCAGGAGGGGUGCGGCAGCAGCUGUGAUCUACAACAAGCUGGGCAAAGGCAACAGCACCGUCCUGAUGUCGCAUCCUGGUGCUGAAAGCAUCGUUGCAAUCAUGAUUGGCAACAUGAAAGGCAUGGAGAUCCUACACCGGAUUGAGAGCGGCAUGAAAGUGACUAUGGUCAUUGAAGUGGGGAAAAAGCACGGUCCUUGGAUGAAUCAAUACUCCAUCUUCUUCACCUCAGUGUCAUUUUUCAUUGUCACAGCAGCAACCAUGGGCUACUUUAUCUUUUACUCUGCUCGGAGACUCAGGAUUGCCAGGGCCCAGUCCAGGAACCAGCGACAACUAAAGGCCAAAGCCAAGAAGGCCAUUGAACAGCUACAGCUGCGCACCCUGAAGCAAGGGGACAAGGAAACCGGUCCUGAUGGAGAUAGCUGUGUGGUGUGCAUUGAGCUGUACAAGCCGAAUGAAGUAGUGCGUAUUCUGACUUGCAACCAUCUUUUCCACAAGAACUGUAUUGACCCCUGGCUUCUGGAACACAGGACAUGCCCGAUGUGCAAGUGUGACAUACUCAAAGUUUUGGGUGUUGAGGUAAGCCAGUAGUCUGUCUUAUCUGUGCAAGUCACAGUAUCCAGUGAGGGAUCAAAUGUGUCUUCAGCUAAUGAAGAGGAUAAUCGUAGUGAAACAGCAUCAUCUGGAUAUGCUUCUGUACAAGGAGCAGAUGGAUCUGUUCUGGAGGAACAUGCACCAUCAGAAAAUGACAACAUGCAUCUUGUGAACAAUGAAUCCCAGCCCCCUGCUGUGAAUGCCCUUCCACAUGCUGACAACCCAAGCUUUGAGGCAGACGAAAUACAAGUUCGUGAAGUCAGGUCCUAAGAACAUUCCCAGUGACCUCGUGUAAACUUCUGCAAGGAGCUGCUGAUUGCCGUUGCAUGUGUAUGAAACAUUGCAAGGCUGUUGCAGGAAAAAUAUUGCCUUGGCAAUGCUGAGAUAAAAUGGACUUGUUCAAAUCAUAA